Messenger RNA from Tetrahymena thermophila SB210, 588 nucleotides. RefSeq names its product EF-hand pair protein. The transcript is spliced from 5 exons. Lineage: Eukaryota; Ciliophora; Oligohymenophorea; Hymenostomatida; Tetrahymenidae. The record is from RefSeq and is a predicted model, not a curated record. Gene Ontology annotation, molecular function: calcium ion binding.
AUGGGUUGCACUUCUACUAAAAGCUCUAAAGGAUUAUCUCCAAAGCUUAGAGAUAAAGUUCUACAAAUAUUUAGAAAAAUCGAUGUAGAUGGUUCUAAGUCUAUAGACAAAGAUGAAACAAUAAAAUAUUGGAAAUCAAAUUUUGCUAAGAUUAACACCAACGAGCUAUUUAAAGCUGUAGAUUUUGAUAAUAGUGGGCAAAUAACAGAAGAUGAAUGGAUGGCCUUUUGGGAAAUAGUUAAAAGAAGUGGUCAUACUGAAAAAGAAAUAAAUGAAGAAUUAGAUAAUUUGAUUGAUGGAAAGGCAUGGGUUAAGUUUAAUAAAGUAGAAGAAUUCGUUAGGAAAGAUAAAGAAAGAUAAUCUAGCUAAAUUCAUAGAUUGGUAGAUGAAGAAAAGAAAAAACUAGAAUCUGAGAAGGUUAUAAAUGAUCGCCGAGUAUCUUAAAAUAUGUCAAUAUAAAAUGGAUAGAAUGACAAGAACCUUUCAAACACAUAAUACGAAAAGAAACAAUCAAAUAUAUAAAACGAGAAAAGCUCAUUUAAUGACCAAAAAAAUAAUAAAGAGCAUAAAAUUGAUAAAAACUACUGA